CGUAUUGCAUGCGAGUCGCCGAACUUCAGUGCGACGCCAACAAUGCCACUUUAGAUGUCUAGCCAGCCUCGGCACUGGUUUGUUAAUUUUAACUAGUGUCAACUGAGCAUUGGCGUUCUAGUAGUCACUACGCCGAAUAUAGGCCUGUGGCGUGUGACUUCCGAAAUUGCCAGAAAUGGAGGUUACAAAACACUAACAAGUAUCCUUUAGGAAAUCAAUAAAACAUUUUUUUUCAGACAAUUAACAAUUGAGAGACUCACUGUGAAGUUUUGCGUUGUCUAUGUCACGUUGAUUAUGGACCUUCAAACGUAAAAAAGAACCCUUGAUUAUUGUAUUAUGCGCAAUGAACAAUUGAACGUCUCAAAACGAGAUGUGUUUGUUUACCGGGGACGAAAAUAUUACAAAUGGUAAUAUUUGCAAAUGAAAAUACUUUUUGCCUUCUGGUUAUGUACACACGACUUAUCAUAUUUUCGCACGAACAAGCAAUCAAACGACACAUUCUCGAUAAUCGUGCGAAUGGUUGGUUAGCCCAUACGAUAAAAACACAGUAUUUAACAGAUAUACCAAGUUAAGUAAAGAGACUUUGAAUCAAAUCCGAUAGAAAUAAGUUGAAUAUCAAGACGCAACGAAACAUGUUUUCACAGUCAAGGAGCACGUAUUCCGUGUUGAUAAUAACGUUUAUGCUGUUCGGAGGCAAUGUUUAUGCGGAUAAAGACUCGGAAGAAAGUCUGAAAUCUUUCUUGAAGUCAAUGACAAGUUCGCUGCGAGACGGAAGUUCCCUUCAUGCCGACGGUAUGGCCAGAGCCUUCUCUGGUCCCAUUUCCGGCGGUGGCAGUGGGCCGGAUACAGUUGCUCUCGACGAAGCGAUACGCAUAGUCGAGAACAUCCUGGCUAGUGGCGACACCAAUAAAAAUCUCGUGGAAACUCUCGAGAAGUUAAUCAACAUCCGAGACGUCGUGCAGAUAAGACAGCAGCGCAACGGAAGUCCGGCGAACCGGAACGCGGAAGUAAAUCGCGAACGAGUCGGCGUGGAAAAUGAGCGGUCACUAUCAGAAGUUAAAGAAUCGGAGGCGGCUCUUGCUGACCGCGACUUCCAUAACAAAAACUGCUUCAAGCUGGGGCAGAUCUGCGGCUUCUACCGAGACUCCUGCUGCGCGCGCGACACGGAGUACGGAUCGAACGCGUCGCUUUGCUGCAUCAGGCUUUCCGGCGGCGAAAAUUUCCUCCUGAGCGACCGUUUCGGGUACUGCGUGCCAAGCUACGCAUCCUACACGUGCGAUGAGAUGGAGAGGAUGUACAGCCUCUGGCAGCGUUAAGCCGCCGCCGUACCGGAAAUGACACAAUCCGUCAGUGGAAUUGCUUGCCGGCUAGGCUUGUGUUGUUGUUUUUGUGUGCUAAAUUGUUUGCCAACACUUUACACGUUGUUCUUCAUGUGCCUGAGCUUGCGAGGAUUCCAUGACGAAAAGUGUAUCUGAUUUUUAUAAGAUUGUAUCAACCUUAGUUACUCGCCUUAUGUGCAUUUCAUUAAGACACGAUCUUUUUUUCAUAUAUUCAUUUUUUCGUAGCUCUAUUUGGGCUAAAAAAGCUUUUUUCUCCAAUGCACGUUUUUAAUCUUGUGUAUUAUGCUAGCAGUUAUUAUUGUGUUGUUUAAAUUAUUUUUAAAGAAUUCCCGCUAAUAUUUAUUUAAUUAGAUAUAAGAAGAAUACAUUGUUAUACUUCCCCAUCAAUACAUGUUUACAUGCUGACCUUAAAUUACGAGUAUUCUGAAGAUGUUCUCAAAUACAUUCUACAUUUGAAUUUAGUUUGCGGUUGACCUCCUUCGUGCUUGGCAAUGACCAAUGGCAGAUUAAAGCCUCGUUUUGGGAAAAAAUGUUUUUUUCGUUCAAAGAAAGUCUCUUCUUAGCGAAAACCCAGUAAAGGCGAAAAGUGUCGACCCUCAUGAGCAUGAGCGGACUGUCCAGGCUUAUUUGGGAAGACACUGAACGAACAUGCAGAAGCCCAUUUUUCCCAAAAAGAGACUUAACUGUUCAGUUCCUUACAUGUUUAAAUAUAUCCAUAAAGGUGUUGUUUUUGUUGAAUGUCAAAACACUCUCUCGACUAUUAAAGCGAAAUCCCAUUUAACAAAAUUUUAAACAAU
Messenger RNA from Dreissena polymorpha, 2137 nucleotides. RefSeq lists its product as uncharacterized. The transcript has 3 exons. The record is from RefSeq and is a predicted model, not a curated record. NCBI's taxonomy places the organism in Eukaryota, Metazoa, Mollusca, Bivalvia, Myida, Dreissenidae. Bases 633 to 1316 code for a protein of 227 amino acids.